Copidosoma floridanum is the source of this 1226-nucleotide messenger RNA. Its product is annotated as pleckstrin homology domain-containing family J member 1. Gene Ontology annotation, biological process: retrograde transport, endosome to Golgi; endosome organization; receptor recycling. NCBI's taxonomy places the organism in Eukaryota, Metazoa, Arthropoda, Insecta, Hymenoptera, Encyrtidae. Gene Ontology annotation, cellular component: recycling endosome; trans-Golgi network; early endosome. The record is from RefSeq and is a predicted model, not a curated record.
GCAAGACAAGUCAGAGUUACUCAUCCAUGAAGGCUUCUAACCUCUAGUAGUCACAAUAUUGCUGAGCUUUACGGUGUUAAAAACGCUUUCUGUGUAGUACGUUGAUUAAAUAAAUUUGUUUAUCAAUAAAUUACUGAUUGUCUACGAGCUGGGGCUGGGGUGGCAAUAGUUAUAAGAACAGUGGCCACUUAAACUUAGAAACACACUAAUCCAUUAGUGUCAGACACUCAGACGUCAGGAGAACAAUAUUGAAGCGUUCCGAAAUAAGUUCGGAUCAGUCAAGAACGUGUAUACGUAUACUACCUUAUCACACUUUAAAGUACAAAUUUAUAGUUGAGGUCAGUUAUGUGUUCAUGCAGUUACUGUAACCUGAACUUGCGGUAGUUGACAACGAUUAUACAAACACUUGUUUAGAAGUAAUCCAACAAGUUAUGAAAUUUGAUUACAAAGAAUUAUUUAAGGUUUAUUUUGAGCCUGCAGAUAUGGAAGGUCGUCUGUGUCACAAGAGAGCACAUAAAUCAGGAUUCAAAGAGAGAUGGUUCAAACUAAGAUACAAUUUUUUAUUUUAUCAAGACAAUUAUCAGACAGGGAAAGUUGAUAAAACAAAUCCCACUGGUGUGAUUUUAUUAGAAAAUUAUAAUGUAAAUGUCAGUAUGCUGCACGAUAAUUCUUUUGCUUUUAAAAUAACUUUUAGAAAUGAACCCCAAAAACAUCACAUAUUAAGUGCACGAUCAAAGUUACAGAUAGAACAAUGGAUAAAAUUCAUCAAACAAGCUAGUUAUGGAUACUGGCGAUUACAGCUUACAACAUUACAACAAACUUUGUUUGAAAAAACUGGAGAAGAUCCUUUAUUAAUGUACCCAAGAAAUAAAGGUAUCAUAAGGGAUGAAGCAUGGCAGGAUAAAUCGAGUUUUAAGUCACAUAUAAAGUCUUUUGCUUUUGUAGCACCUUUGUCUACAAUAGAAGCGUCUACAACUGAAAUUGAUUUAAUCAAUUUUACGUAACAAAAAGUUUUUUCUUUAUCUUUUUAUUGAAAGUUUUACUUUCAAAUACAGUCAAUAAUUGUUGUUGCAAAAAACUUUCAAUCUCUAACCACACAGAAAAAUAAUAAAUAAAAACGAACCACUGUAAUGUAUGCAAAAAAAAAUCAUUCGAGAUUGGAAAAAUAUCAAAUCUCUUAAUUAUAUCAACAUAUAGCAUAAAGUAAGCUCUUAUUUAAAUUAACA